This is a messenger RNA of Rhipicephalus microplus (southern cattle tick), 4026 nucleotides long. RefSeq lists its product as uncharacterized. The record is from RefSeq and is a predicted model, not a curated record. NCBI's taxonomy places the organism in Eukaryota, Metazoa, Arthropoda, Arachnida, Ixodida, Ixodidae. Gene Ontology annotation, biological process: septate junction assembly; regulation of tube size, open tracheal system. Gene Ontology annotation, cellular component: septate junction; membrane.
CCGUGCGACGAGUUUUUUUCCCGCAACGGUCGCGCGGCGGAGGAGCGUACAUCUUUGCUGCUGCUGGUAACUGUAGUGUGUGGCCGUAGUUGUGGAAGUGGUAGGUGUUCUCUGGUUGUGGUGCGCCGCGAGACAGCAUGUCGCUUCGCGACGCUAGGUCUCAGUACACGCUCGCAGGCUGUGCGGCCGCGCUGGUGGCCGUGGUGUUUGUGACGGUGGCAUUCUGCACGCCCUAUUGGCUCAUCUCGGACGGCUUGAACCCGGGCAUCCGCAAGUUCCGAAGGCUCGGCCUGUGGGAGGUGUGCUUCGACUACUUCUUCGAGCAGUACUACCGAUACGACUACGAAUUCCGAGGCUGCCGAUGGAUAUUCGACCGCGAGUACCGGAUUUUGAGGCCCCUGCUCGAACCACCCUUCUUUGUGGCCGUGCAAGUCUUCUUCACAAUCGGCUUCACGCUGCUGCUGCUGGCAUGUGUCCUACUGCUGGCCAUGCACAUUUGUCUGCCCUCAGCGAGGACUCUCCAGUUGCUCAAGAUUGUUAUCGCCCUUCUUGUGGCAUCAGCGGUGUGCAACACAAUCGCAGUCAUAACAUUUGGCGCCCGAGGUGACGGCCGUGAUUGGAUGCCGGACCCUGACCACAACUUUUUGUCCUGGUCCUUCGCCUUGGGUGUGAUAGGGGCCUUCUGCACCUAUGUUGCAGCUGUGCUGUUCGCUGUGGACAGUCGACGCAUGGCACGCAAACUGAAUGAACAAGAGCACCAGCAACAAGCCUUUGGCAUGAAUCCAACACACACCAUGGGCGUGCCGCCCCAGACUCGUGCCUGAAAGCAUCGGGGCAUCUUGUGAUUUUGCUCACAUACAUUUGUGUGAGUCGAAAGGGAACAGCGUCUGGCAGCAACCUUCUGCCGACCUCUGUUGUGUCAGUCAACAAGGACACUUGGCUGGUCAGCUUCAUGGCAUCUGUGUCUUGUAUCUGCUGCUGAAACGGACUGGUGAUUCCGAAACUGAAUUCCUUGAUUUUUCAUUUCAGUGCAGGGUUCCCUACUCUGCUUCUUUUCAAUGAUAUAACACAGCGGCUGCAUGGGUAGAUGAAAUCAUUUAGCAGCAUAGGUUCAUCUUAGCCUACUUACAGCUGCUGACAAUGAUCAAAUUAAGCCUUACGAGGGGAUCAGUGUAGGUAUCACAAUUUUCCAAAAGACUAUAGAGGCCUAGCUUAAGAUGGCUUAAGUUGUAGUGAUGCUUAACUAUGUAUUGGGAAAUCGAGCCAUCUGUUUAGCUAGGAAAUAAAGUUUUCUGUCUGUAAUCAUUGUAACAGCUCAGGAAUGCUCAAAGGAUUCAUAGCAAUGUACAAUGUUUAGUAUUAUGAAAUCUUAAAACCUCUCAAAUAGCUUGAAAUAUUGAGUGAAGCUGCUAAGGUUGUGAAAACCAUAAAGGACUUGCUUCAAUGUAAACUUGCACUCGAGUGAAUUUCUAGAAUUCAUUUUUGGAUCCUAUAUCUUGGUUCGGGCAUGAUAAAGAAACGAGAAAAUUUUGAGUGCAUAUUUAUUAUUGUUACUUGUAUAGAUUUUCACAGCAUUUUAAUAGCUCAGCAAACUAGGUGAAUCCUGAUCAAGUAGGCUCUGAAUGGGGGCAUAGCUUCUUGCUCUUGAAGCCCCAAAUUUCCAAAUUAUAGGAAUACAGUAAAGAAAGGCGAUGUUUGAGAGCUGGAAAACCUUGCAGAAGGUUUUUAACACUAGUACAUACAUGGUGUAUGAGUUCUCUGUGUCACCUUAACCAGUGUAAGGAAUGCAGUAAUUAUUAAUGUGACAUAUUUCAAAAUUAGAAAGCUCUGAUCAUCAUUUUAUGACUUGAGACUUGCAUCAUUCCAAAAGGAGGGAUCACAAUGCUAAAAAAAAGUGAUAUAAAGAUGUUCAUCUUGCUUUAGGAUAGGACUUUAUGAAGAUGAAAUUAUAUGUAAAAAAAUAUCUUUUUGUGGGUCAGAUACUUUACAUGAUGUAACAUUGUUUUAUUCUGUUUUUAUCUCAUUGACAUAUCAUGCAUUGUGUAUGUGAAGGGAGCUAAUCGUAUUUUUUUCACAGUUCAAUUUUUUCAUCUGUGCAUCUCUUACAAGCACCAACACACCACUGUGCUUACUUUUAUAAGGAAUUGUUGGCGAAAGUUGGAAGCUCUGCGCCACAUUGUACAUUGAAUUGUUAUCUUUGAAGGUUCAUUGUUUCCGAAAUCAGUUAUUUUUACGUGGUACGUGCUGACACAUAAGCCAAGCUUACUAAGGCAAUGUUAUGCUUAGUGCUCCGAAAGAAUCUACACUGUGCAUAGUGUUCACAAAAAGUUGCCAUGGUGUAGCAAUAAACUUGUCCAUUGUUCGGGCUUUGCCUAAACAGGCAUGCACAAGAGUCAUGAUGACAAACACUGCAGUUAGCUAUAAAAAAAAACAAAAAAAAAAGUUGAAGGCGUGAGAGUAGUUGGCCCAAGUUGUCUCUCAUCAGAGAAGCAUCCCGAAUGUUAGAUACAUUCAUCAAUAUGCAGCUGCGAUGGCCUGCUGUACGCAAUUUCUUUGUCUGGACUCAGUCUAUCGAAACAGUUAUGGGCAGAUGUGAUGAAGAUAGAAUUCCUGUGUAACAUUACAUUGGUAUAUGCCCUGAGACGUACUAUUAAGAUUGUGUCCUUCAGCACCUUAGCUACCAUUCUUGUAUUCCAACUAGAACCUAUUUUUGUAGGUAUAGUUUGUUUGCUAUUUCUGCACCCUAGUAACAAGUCUUGUACUUCGGGACAUAGCACAUUACAUUCCUUUCUUAAUAAAAUGAAAUUGCGACGAAUGAAGACCGAGACGAAGAUUAGACAGGCCAGGUCAGUCACUACUGACAACUCUUAAUUGUGAAAAAUGCCAGCGAAUUAUAUUCACUCCGUCGUGCGUGCAGCAUGACACAUCUUGGAAACAACGAUUUAAAAAAGAAUGACAAUCUGUCAGCCACUUUCUAUAGGCCUGCAUUCUGCGGAAUACGAUUUUAUGCAGACUGAGGGCUCUGCAUAAAAUCUGUGCUUCCAUCAUGAUAUUUUCUGAGACGUUUUCAUGAUGGGCCAUGGCAUGUGCACGACAGAAAGUCUGUCUGCAAGUUUUUCACGAUAAAGAUUUCUCUGCAGCACCUGUCCUAGUUUUUCACAUGUUUGUGUUUGCAUCCAAUUGUGCUAAUUUUACUUUUUUUUAAAUGCAGGGCCAACUAGCCCAACAGUCUUCUCUACUGCAGAUUACAUUCCAAUGUGGUGUUUUACUUGACACAGAAAUGCCCAAGUAGUGUGGCACGUGACAUGUUCUGAGGGCAUCCGUACACACUUUGGUGUGCACUUCAUCCUGCUGGUAUAAUCUACUCUGUGAUUUUUAAUUUAAAUCUCAGCCUGAUUGUGUCAUGUCUAUCCAUCUUUGUCUUUAUGGCAGCUCAAAAUUACAUUUACAAUCUGCCUUUAUUCUCCUGAGCUUGUCGGACUACAACUGCAUCGAGGUGAAAAAGCAAAGUGAUUUUAUUUUUUCAUCGAAACAUAUUGAACGAGAGAUUCCAAAAAAACUUUGCCUCACUGCCCCAUCCGUCCAUUGAACUCUGUGCAUGCAUUCCACAAGAGGCUCUAUUUUUUAACGUGUUCAGUGUGUGUGUGUGUGCCAAUGUGCUUUUAUAGAGUAGGUUCUGGCUGGUGCCAUGCUGCUGGAGCUUUUUGUUGCAAAAAUAUAUACACAAGUGGUGCAUCAUUCUUGCACAGCAAUUAUCCCUACAGUUUUAUAUCUGUAGGAAACAUUUGUAAAUAAAGUAAAUAUCGUGUCUUGCAUUGUUUUUACGUUGCUGCCACCUCACGUAAAAAUUUAGCGGAAGCAUUGCUCAAAGCAAGAAAAAAUGCAUUCAUGUCCACACUAGGUUGUGUAUUGAAAUGCACUUGUCAUAACCUUGUAUGGGUGCCGUGCUUGUCUCAAAUCAUUGCGCUGGCACGUGAUGGAUUGUUUUCCCUGUUUCUGCAGAAUAAAGAUGUGAUGACAAGCAGA